This is a messenger RNA of Solea solea (common sole), 4929 nucleotides long. It is a transcript of the gene znf821, whose product is annotated as zinc finger protein 821. The record is from RefSeq and is a predicted model, not a curated record. NCBI's taxonomy places the organism in Eukaryota, Metazoa, Chordata, Actinopteri, Pleuronectiformes, Soleidae. The coding region runs from base 440 to 1831 and encodes 463 amino acids. The transcript is spliced from 6 exons. Gene Ontology annotation, molecular function: RNA polymerase II cis-regulatory region sequence-specific DNA binding; DNA-binding transcription activator activity, RNA polymerase II-specific. Gene Ontology annotation, cellular component: nucleus. Gene Ontology annotation, biological process: regulation of transcription by RNA polymerase II.
UGCGUCGCCGCAGUGAGCGCGCGGGUGUCAGCGGCUCGCGAUCGGAGCACCUCGGUGCUGUUCGGUGCUGCUCGGUGUGUGUGUGUGUAUGUGUGGGUGUGUGUGUACCCGGGUUUUUUUUAAGCAGCUGUAAGAAUGUGACGCGUUCACGUGCCCCGUUUUUCUGGACGCUUUCAUCCGUGUUUUUUUUGCCAUCACUGUUCCGUCCAUCAUCUGUCACUCCCCCGUCAGUGCGGAUUCACCUGGAGCGCUCUCUGCGGAACCGUCCGGGCUGAGGAGGACAUUCCGUUUGUCUUUAAGCAGGAGUGGACAAUAAUAUGUCCAGACGGAAACAGACCAACCCCUUCAAAGUUAACUGGCCAUUUCACACUCUGGGCAUCACAGGACUUCAGCACACGAUCAACAUGGACGGCAGGGACGAGUUCACCGAAGACAGCGAAUGCUGCAGCAACAACUCGCGGGAACUCCACGGGCAGGACAGCGUCUCAGGGCUGUGUUUGCCUCCAUAGAAGACAGCGACAGUGACCUCGACAACCACGGCGAGGACUUGUCCUCCAACACGUCCGCUGACGACCACAUGACCACCAAGAGGACGCAGUGUCGUCUUCAAGGAGCGGGAGUCAAAGAGGAGAGCGAGGACGGAGGAGACCACCUCCACAGCUUUGUGUGUCCUCUGUGCACGCUGGACUUCAGCAGCCCCGAGAAACUCAUCGCCCACAUCUACCAGCACACGAGUAUGAUGAGCAACACUAAGAGCUUCGUGUGCCCGGUGUGUGGGCGAGCGCUGAGUUCGCCUGGCUCACUCGGGCGCCAUCUUCUCAUCCAUUCCGAGGACCGCCUCUCCAACUGCGCCGUCUGUGGAGCGCGCUUCACCGACACCAGCAGCUUCAACAGAGAGAAGCUGAAAGACGUCCUCGACACGUCCAGGAUGGACGUCGCUGAUGGACGGAACACAUGUUCCUUGUCUCAGUCUGUGUCCAGCAGCCCCAUGAACAGCCCCGGUCCCGGCAGCCACGCCUGCCAUGGUCCUGGUCCCAGUCUGUGUCAGGGUCCACAUCCAUGUCAAGGCCCUGACCCCAGCACCAACUUAUGUCAGUCCAGUCUUACCUGUCAGGGGCUCGGCCCCAGACCGUGUCACGGUCCAGGCCCGGGAUCUGGACCAUGCUCAGGACCAGGACCCUCCUACCCCUCACUACCUGACGGUCUGCUGUCCGACGGGCCGUCGCUCGCGUCUAUCCCUGAUGCUCUGAACUCCUCUUCCUCAGGCCUUCCUCCCAUCCCUGACAUCUUGAGCCCGAUGCCGGUGUAUCCCGCCGGCGUGCUGCUGGUGUGCAACAGCUGCGUGGCCUAUCAGCAGCUGGUGGAGGCUCAGUCGCCGCUGAGGAAGUGGGCUCUGCGCAGAAAGAACGAACCUUUAGAAGUGCGUCUGCAUCGUCUGGAGCGCGAGCGCACGGCCAAGAAGAACAAGAGGGCGUGUGAGACGGACGAGGAGCGGGAAAUGAGGAGGCUGAGGGACCGCGAGGCCAAGCGCAUGCAGAGGAUGCAGGAAUCAGACGAGCAGAGGGCGCGCAGGCUGCAGAGAGACCGGGAGGCCAUGCGCAUGAAGAGGGCCAACGAGGCGCCCGACAAGAGGCAGGCCAGGCUGAUCCGCGAGAGAGAGGCCAAGAGGAUCAAGAGGCGGCUGGAGAAGAUCGACCCGGCUCUGAGGACACAGAUCGAGAACGAUCCUGCGGCCAUGGCUGCGCUCACGGCCGACAUGAGUCUCUUUCAGUUUCCCUGCCCCAUGCCCGUCCCUUCCAUUGACAACGGUCUGUUCAUGAAGCUGCCCUAACUGGACCGGACCACUCUGGGGACGGUUCUGAACAGCAACGUUAACCUCUGCACUCCACCGUAAAUGCUGUCACAGCAGAACCGUCUGUGUCCGACAGCUUCACACAAACUUCAGAUGAUUCCAGUGUGAACAGAGUGGACAGUGUUUCGUGUUGUUUGGAUAAAGACUUAAACGCAUGCUGUAAAGAGAUUUGAUCUUUUUCCAGCGGACGCUCAGAUUUAACACAGAGCAGUUGUAACUUUUGCACAUGGACCUUCAGUAAAGGGGGCGGGUUCUGUAGCCACAGCUCCUCCUCCUCCUCCUCCUCCUCCUCCUCUCUGGUCAGCUCUGCCAGUCCAGUGACCCGGGUUUACUGGUAGCCACACCUCUGUCUUCAAGCUGCCAUCGCGGGUCUGCGAAGUUCAAAUUCAGUCCAAAUACUACCUCAGUGCGGCGACGCCCCCUCUGUCUCCAAGCUUCCAAAGCUCUUUAUCUACUGUACACUAUACUCCAGAGGAUGCAGGUCGUGUGUGUGUGUGUGUGUUUAUCACUGAGGCACUUUUAAAGGAACAGUUCAGGUGUUUUGUGAAGUAUGAGCUGUCGCUUUGUUUAAAAGCUUUGUUUAAAAGUCUUUUACAUGACCUGAGUUUCCUUUGACGCUUUAGUCCUGGUUCACACAGGACGUGUGUGUGUGCGUGUGUGUGCACGUGUGUGUGUGUGUGUGUGUGCGUGUGCGUGUCUUCAUGUGUGUCCAGUAUGAUGACAGCUGCUGACUGAAGUGUGAAAACGCAGCGGCGACACGUCCAGUGUGAAGCAGGCCUUCGUGUGUGGAUGUUUCGCUCACUCGUGUUUAGUCACUCACAGCGCCCUCUGCUGAAUUACGCAGGAAUGACUUCAGACUUAUUUUCUAGGUUUGAGUUUAAACUUCCUGCUCUGACUAACUGAAGAUAGUAAAUUCUUAUUAUCUGUUCUACUCUAAAUGUUUUUCAGAUAUUAUUUUCCAUCAUGAACAGAAGCUGUUACAGUGAUUAGAUCAGCUGUGUUGGUUAAACUUAAGAAUUUUAUUCCAUUUUCAACAGCAGCAGCUUUUCUUUGCUCUUUUUUCACUAAAAAAGAAUAAAUUAUAAAUCAUGAGUUUUUCUCUCCAGCUCUAAACAGACGUCACUCACUGACUCUGCAUCAGUGCCUGAAACACCUUCACGUCAAAGAACCUGAACUGUUCCUUUAAUGGGACUCAAACAUUCAACAUCAUGUGUUCAUCACGUGACUCCCAGGUUUGUCCUGUUAGUGUCGAGCAACAUUCCCGUCAUCUUCAUGCAUUUGCCUCUCGACACUCUCUUCACGUUCUCUUCACGUUCUGUCCACAUCGUUCUCUUCAUGUUCCCCUUAUGUUCUCGUCAUGUUCUCUUCAUGUUCUCUUCCCUCAAUCGCUCCUCGUUCUCUUUGCCACUUUGAAUCUGUUUUCUCUCCGUGGUCACACACACACACAGACACAGGUGUUGAAUACUUUGCCGGUUUGUUUUGUUGAUUUGUUGAUUUGUCGUUUUGUUGCAGAGCGUUUUUCUGCCUGUUAGAAUCUCAGUUGUUGGCUGCUGUUCUCGUACUGUACGACACAUUAGUUACCUCUUUAUAGUUUGGGCUCAUCAGUUCAGUUCAGUGGUUACUGACGACAGAAAUAAUCACAUUACUUGAAUUCUGCCCACUCAGACGUAUUUCUCUCAUCAUUUUUAUCAUUAUUAUUAUUAUUGUACUGAGGCUGUCUCUCUCACACACACACUCACACACAGAUGAUGCAGAUUGUGUAGCAUUGUGAGGCUGCACAACUUUACCACUUGUUUAUCUCUAUAAAUAGAUCUAUUUCUCUUCUGUCAGCAGGAACCAUGGUUUGAACCUCAUGUCCCUGUUUUUGAGGCUAAUUGAAUGAAAGUUACGGCCCAUACUGGGAGACAGAUUUUAUUCAUUAACCUCAUUCCUGCACAUAUUUAUGCAAUAUCAUGUGAAUAUUGUUGUUUUGUUUUUUUGUGAAGAUAUCUGGGUUACAUUGUAUCUGUUGAUGAUAUAAAGUUGUUCACACUUUCUUAAAUAAGACGCCAUGUUUGGAUGUCCCUGGUUUAAAGGUCAUGGUUCAGUGCCGUUAACUCGUCCAGAUGCAAACAUACAGUGAUCAGAGGUGGGGACGGUUUGAGUCUGUUACACAAAAUUGAAUUAUUAACCGUGUGGAUUUCUGGGAGAUUUCAAACCUCUAUGCAACAGAUUUUAUUCCAUUUAUUUCCACUGAAACUGAAACUAUGCAGAAUGCAACUUUAAGUUAAACAGACGUCAAAGCUUCUCAGGCAACGCGACUCAGCGAGAGGUCCACCGCUCUGAUCCUGAACAAUGGUCACGUGAUGUGAUGGAGACAGUCGGGACGCGUCAUGUGACUUCAGCAGAGACACUUUAGUCUUUGAAGACGUGAAAGAAGCAGCAGCAGCAGCAGCAGCAGCAGCAGCAGCAGCAGCAGCAGCAGCAGCAGCAGCAGCAGCAGCAGCAGCAGCAGCAGCAGCGUCUCACUGCCAUCAAACCCAUGACUUCAGGUGUCUCCUCUCCUCUCCCCUCGUCUCCUCUCCUGUCUCCUCUCUCAGACUGAAUGCUGAGCGCUGGCUCUCGUCAGAUGUUGCUCCUGUUUUUUUUGGAACUGCUGUGAUCUCUUUGAGAACUUCAGUGUGUGAUGUUUGGAUGCAGAGGAAGUCCUGGUUCCUGCUGGUGUUGACGAGCAGUUUCCCCUGAGUCCAGAUUACGUUAAGCACUGCAUGUGGUGAAAAUGCACUUGUCCUAGAAUGGUUCUAUAUGAGCUCGUGUUCUCUGGUUUCUUUAUGCCUGCCUGUUUUUGUUUUUGUUUUUGUUGUUUUUUACCGUGAAAAAGAAAAAUGUUAAUUAAAAAUUGUUGGCCUUUCUAUAUGAACAAGUCUUUCAGGAUUUCUUCUCUUAAUGUCCAUGUUUACAAAGUAGAUCCCUCUGAACAAGGCCAAAUGAAUGAGCUCGCUCCUGCAGGGGGCGCCACCCUGUUAUCACAGUUGUACAGACCACAGUUAAACCUGGUGAUGAAUGUGGAAAUAAACAUUGACUUUAUGAUAAUAGAA